Molecule: messenger RNA, 2840 nt
Organism: Onychostoma macrolepis
Lineage: Eukaryota; Metazoa; Chordata; Actinopteri; Cypriniformes; Cyprinidae
Gene: rab6ba
Product: RAB6B, member RAS oncogene family a
Exons: 8
Coding region: 136-783 (215 amino acids)
Molecular function (GO): GTPase activity; GTP binding
Source: RefSeq, a predicted model, not a curated record
CUACCCAGCCUGACAGCCGAUCCAGUGCAGCAUUCCCGUUUCCAAACGCACAGGAGCGCCGCUUUUUCCAUCGCGCUGCCCCAUCCAGACAUUCACACCGGUGGGAACACGCUGAUAAAAAACAAGCCCUCAAACAUGUCUGUGGGAAAUGACUUUGGAAACCCUUUAAGGAAAUUCAAACUCGUCUUUCUUGGAGAGCAAAGCGUGGGGAAGACUUCCCUGAUCACACGCUUCAUGUACGACAGCUUUGACAACACGUAUCAGGCGACAAUUGGAAUCGAUUUCCUGUCAAAAACCAUGUAUUUGGAGGACAGAACGUUGGGGGUCUCUGACUUGCAGGUUCGGUUGCAGUUGUGGGACACAGCAGGCCAGGAACGUUUCAGGAGUCUCAUUCCGAGCUAUAUAAGAGACUCCACCGUAGCUGUGGUGGUGUAUGACAUCACAAAUGUGAAUUCAUUCCAGCAAACUUCCAAAUGGAUCGAUGAUGUGAGAACGGAGAGAGGAAGUGAUGUCAUCAUCAUGCUGGUGGGCAAUAAAACAGAUCUGGCAGAUAAGAGGCAAAUCACGAUUGAGGAAGGCGAGCAGCGGGCCAAGGAGCUGAGUGUGAUGUUUAUCGAGACCAGUGCCAAGACAGGCUACAAUGUCAAACAGCUGUUUCGACGUGUGGCAGCUGCCCUUCCAGGAAUGGAGAGCAUGCAGGAGACAAGCAAAGAAGGCAUGAUUGACAUUAAAUUGGACAAACCACAGGAGCCUCCAACUACUGAGGGCGGAUGUUCCUGUUAAUAGCUCACUUCUGAUUUACAGCAUCAUCUAAACCACAUGCUUGUUGUGUUGCUUCCUCUUGGUUAGCUUCCAGUUGUGUUUUCAGAUUGGAUAUUUGGCCUUCCCAUCUGACUUUAGUAACUGGUUGGAAUCAGUGUUACAUCAAUUUCAACUGUAAAAUAGUAUACUUUAGUAACAAAAUUGCCAAAAAUCCUAAAAAUUCGAAAAGUAAAGGGCAAAAAUCAACAAAAAUGUAGACUAUGUCCAACAUAUAUACUUUUUGAAAAUGUAGAGAGGUAGAUGUUUUCUUUGUUUUGUAUUUUUGUAUACAAGGAUGAGCACUAAAACGGAUGCAGACAAUAAAUUCUAUAAUUUUGCCAUAAAAAGCAGGAUUUCAAAAGCAAGAGGGCAAUUCAAACAACUAAUAACCCACAAAAUACGGAAAACAUGCAUGUUAGCCAUUUUAAAAGUAUCAUCUCAAUCCUGCUGGCUACUGUGCACAAGAUUAUGUGAAUGCGUAUGUUUUUUCUGACUCGUUGCAGUUCGUGAAGUCAACUUAUUUUAGCCUUUUUUCUUGCUGUGACAGAACUUGAAAUUGUAAGUUUCAGGCCAAGUGAGUUUGUGUAAAUGUGUCAUUUCAGAUCCUUUAAAACCUUUCCACAAUAUGUGUGAUUUUUAUUUUUAUUUUUUAAAUCUGUCUAUGUACAAUUUAUGUCUUAAUUACACGGUUUAUUGAAUGUUUACAGCAUAGUUUUCUUCAGAAUUUCCUGUUCACAAUGAAAGCAAACAGCUUGUGCAAACAACCCGAUAACAAGAAAGGAUUCUCUUUCUUUGGUGGAAUGUUUUUUUAUUCUUUAACUAAAUUAGGGCAUUUAGUGUAUUGCAUAUAGUUGCAAGAACAUGAACAUGACAGAGGAGCAAAUCAUGCAUCUAAACUUGUUCAUUCAUAUUUAAUUGACUGGGAUAAUUCGUUUGCACGCUGGCAGUUUCCACACUGAUUCAUCAAACAGUCUAAUUCUAUUGUAAAUAUAUCAGCUGUCAUUUUCAAACAGGCUUUAAUAUCAGAAAUGCAAAGAUGGGACAUUCCUCCAAAAAUAACUGUAGUUCACUUUUAAGAAUUAGCAUUAUGCAGCAUUAUAGUGUUUGCCUUGUGUAGAAACCCACUCAUGUCUACAGCUGCUCUUUGGGCCAGUAAAUUGUAGUGCACUGACCAGGGGGACACACAUUGUGUAGUGUAUCAGUUUAUUUGAAAUGUAUUUCAUGUGAAUCCUAAAUGCACUUUUUCAAGAAAGGAAGAUGUAAAUGUUUCAAAAUUGCUGUCAAACGUCUGUCCUUGAAACCACUUUAGAGUUCAAACUGUAGCGUACAUCUCUGUGAAAAUCUCUCGAGGGUCACUGUACAGAUAAACUAUUUGUAAAUUUGCUUCACAUAACGCCAGAUACGAGUCAAGACUAGCUAUUUGUGACAUUGAGGAAUUGUGAGUAGGAGCACAUGACAUUAGCGCCCCGAAUCCAAGUGAAAUGUUGAAAUGCCACUUUUUUUCCUACUAAAUCCAGCAGCAUUUAAUUGGAAUGGAAGGUGAACUCCACUGAACUGAUUGACUCGUAUCAAACCCUUUGCUUUCUGCUUUUGGAUAGUUUGGAAUCUUAAAGCGAAGAUCAGAUUUGUCUGUGCCAAUGCUUUCUCACAUCACAGAGAGGUUCAGAUAGAUGUCACUUAAUGGAAGCUGGAAGGGGGUAUUUAUUGGUUUUGUUUACAUUUUAUUUUCUGUCUUCUCAAAAGAGGUUCUCAUUUGAAUUUAAUGGGGUGCAGAUCCGCGCCUUGUGUGAAAUCAUAUCAUCAGUGUACCUGUACCAUUGUGAUUGACACAACGCUACAUCAGCCUUGGGUGAAUGUCUGUGCGUGAGUUGAGUUAUGCUUUUAAGGGUGCAACCAUUCCCUGUGUAUAUGUUUUAUGUUUUAGCUCAGUGGAGCCAGCCUGAUUGAUUCAGAGCUAGCUUUACCAUUCACACUGUAUAGAAAUCUAGCAUGUUGGUCCAAAUCAGUAAAAUCAAUAAAAGUGUCUUAUUACCAAAAAA